Durusdinium trenchii is the source of this 1008-nucleotide messenger RNA. The record is from the annotation of a GenBank genome assembly. NCBI's taxonomy places the organism in Eukaryota, Dinophyceae, Suessiales, Symbiodiniaceae.
AUGUCCGUUCAUUUGCAUGGUUUCGAUGGCUGCCCAUGGUUGCGUUGCCGACAAUCUCUGGAAAAACACCGGCGUGAUUGUGUCAAUGCAACGGACUACUUCGAGGCAGCAGUUGCAGAGGCCCGAAUCCACGAGCUUCAGCAGAUGGAGCGGAAGUGGCAGCGUGAGGUCCUGGUGCGGCAGUUCCUCUCGGAGCGUCGGAAGCUGGGGGAAGAGUUCCGCGCAGAGUUCCAGGAGUUGCUGCUUCGCUUGGACCGAUCCUUCAAGUCUUUCAAGGCACAGAAGCAAAGGAGACUCGCUCAAGUCGGCAAAGCCGAGGGCUCCACCGCAGAGCAGUCCGAGGCUGCAGAAGAAGCAGAGGAGGAGGAAAGAGAAGAGGAUGAGAUUGUCGAGGUGCAAAGACGCUCCGAAAUCCUCCAGGAAAGCUUCAUUCAGCUCUCCUCGCAUCCCACGCUGUCGGCGUCCAUGUCCACGUUUCCGCUGAUCACCCAGCCACCGGACGAGAAGCCGCCGACUCCGAAGAGCGAGACGGUGGAGACACCGUGCCGAGCGCCGUGCCGAGUGCACUCGGUCAAAGCCAUCGAGUUGAAAAGCCAGGCGCGGAAGUUGGCACUGGUGCAGAGAUAUGCCGCUGCAGCCAAGCUUCAAGCAAAAGCAGAGAAGAUUGAGGAGGAAUGGCGACAAAGCCACCGGGUGAAACAAAAGGAGGCGCGGCGAAACCACGAGGAGGAGGCGCUGGAGAGGGAGAGGCUUCGCUUGGAAAGGCGUCUCCAGGAGGAGCAACGCGCCCUGGGCGAGCGCGCGCUGCGCGAGCAGCAGCAGCUGAUGCAUCAGCACGAGCGGAGGAAGGAGAGGCUGGUGCUCAGGCAGCAGAAGGUCUGGAAGUGCGUCGGAUCUGGAAGCCUGGAGGAGGCUCUCAAGCAAGCAGCUGGAAGAAGAUCGGAUGCCAGGAAGGCGAAGCGCCCGGCCUCGGCGCCGGACCGCGGUCGACCGCGCGGUGGACGAUGA